Messenger RNA from Pocillopora meandrina, 1756 nucleotides. The record is from the annotation of a GenBank genome assembly. Lineage: Eukaryota; Metazoa; Cnidaria; Anthozoa; Scleractinia; Pocilloporidae.
AUGGUUACGGAUAUCAAGGGAGUUGGUUAUUGUCUUUGCGACCUUGAAAUACCGUCAGUACAGCAAGUGUAUGUAGAAGACAAUUCUAUUUUCUUCUGCACAGGCAAUCUUUCUACUGUUACAAUCAAAAACUUUAAGUCGGUGUAUCAUUGCAAUAAAUAUUACAACCUCUUGAAACUUAAAAAAUUUUCUGAGUGAGUCAACACAGUCGUACUGCUUAUACCUGGUGGAGGGGGUGCUGUGGCUUCACUCGCAGUUUAGGCGAUAUGCAUCGCCAACUGGUGCAAUGCAGCUUUGUAUUGCUCUUUUCUUGAACCCUGUAGACACCUCCAUGAUUUAUUAGACAGGAAAGGGUAUUAACUUUCUGCUUUCUGUUCUGUUUCUUUCUGUUGUUUUCCUUUCUAUAAGGAACAAUGUUAAAGUUGAGGUUCAGGUUAUGUUACAGGUUGUCUAUCACCAUGUCACGUGGCACAUAAGGUCGGCUCCUGCAUCAUCUUUGUUUGAGGUUCUUUUUCAAGGUUCAUGUUCAAGGCUUAAUUUAUUGCUCGUCAAAAUUGUUAUUGUGUAGCUUAGUAUUCAGAGCAAAUCUUCACAGCACACAUGUUAAAAGCUGCAACUAUCUAUUACUCACAGGUUGCCUUUUACAGAAAGCAUCUGCAAAGCUUCAUUGCAGUCCUGUUUACUAACAUAUCCUGCCACCACCAGAGUCAACAAAUAUGCAAGAAGCCGGCCAUGAUUUCCAUUUAGUUAUAAAAAUGUUAACAGUUUUGGAAAGACAUCUAUGUACAAUUUCUCUUCAAAGUUUCAUACUGUUACUAAAGCUGUGAGUAUGUAAAUUUAUUUCUACCACUGUACUUCAUUUAAAGUUCAAACAUUUAACGAGAGCUUCGACAUACCCAUUUAAUCUUUUUUUUCAACCUGAAGUAAAGGGUUUCAAAUCAUAUAUUCUCCGAUUAAGGACGCACAAUUCUGCCCCUAUGGGAGAAUGACGUAACCAAACUUACAGGUGAGUCAGCAAACAAACUUAUCAAAGUAAUGGUAAGGGAAAAUGAUGAAGUAUUUGACCGUUAACAAACAGACAAUAAUUUCACAAAAGUGCGUUGCAAAAUCAGUUCAAACCUGUACACUGCUCAGCAGAAGGAGUGAGAACACUAAGCCGUUUCCUCUCCUGCAAUAAGAGUCAUACCAAAGAGGUGCUUCCAGCAAACAAAACCUCUGUUACACGUACUAAAUGCGGCCUCACGCAAUUUACUAGUAAAUGCAAGAAAAGAUUUUAUGCAACAGCCGAGUUUACCUCUCAAACAAAAGACACAUUAACCAUAAAUUUGUUUGGGGACUAUACCAUCUCAUUUCAAAGGGUUAUUUAGAUAUAAAAUAUGACAUUUUUAACUCAGUUUGUAAUCCAACCCAGUAUAACUACAGCGGCUAAAAAUUUUGUAGAUCAUCUAGUAGAGGAGCGAACCUGCAGCGAGUGAAUCAAGGCAGCUAUCCUAAUUCAGUAAAUAGAUAUAUUGGCUGCAAAAUUCGAAAUUUGUUUUUUACCACAAUGUGGUUAUCUGAAAGAAAGAACAGUGGAAACAGGAAAUGUUCCUGUUUAGAACCAGGGUAAGUUUAUUGAUAACGACCCUAAAUGUUACACCCUUAGGGUCAAGAAAGGCGUUCACAUAAGACUUUCAUUCCAAUAACAUCAAUAGGGAUAACAGCAUCAAAGUACCUGAAAGCAAGAACGGCCACAAUCAGACAACAAAACAGCUGA